ACAGUAUUAUUAUGUGUAAGCUUGUGUCUUUUUAUUUAAAACAAUUACCGUCAAAUCUGCAUAAAACACAACUACACAAGCUUCUGAAUUAAACCCACUUUCUCAAUUUUUUUUUUUUUUUAAUUUUCUUUUCAAUUUUAAUUUCAGUUCAUUGAUUUCUGAAGCUUUAAACUUAAACUCUGCCCUUGAUGUUAUCCACUCAUUUCUUUCAAACACGAAGCUCACUUUCACAUGCAAAAAUUGGGUAUUCAUGGAAUCCUUUACUGAAUAAUGAAACGACUUGAUUUCCCCACAAACAACUUGUCUUUAAGCAACUUAGAUUUCUUGCUUCGAAAAUGCAUGAAAUGUAAGGCUUUGAGACCGGGGAAGCAAGUUCACGCUCACUUGUUGACUAAAAGCUGUUUAAAUACUAGUGAUUUGGACUCAAAACUUGUGGGUAUGUAUGCGAGUUGUGGGGAUUUGAGAUAUGCCCAUUUGUUGUUUGAUAAAAUUCCCGAACCAACUGUCUUUGCAUUGAAUUGGAUGGUUUCGGGGUCUGCUUUUAAUGGGAAUUUUCGCGAGGCAAUUGGGUAUUUUAAUUUGACUAGAAAUUUGAUUGGUUAUUGUAAUAAGUUUACUUUUUCGUUUGUGUUGAAAGCUUGUGUGGGGUUGCUUGAUUUAAGAAAAGGGAAAGAGGUUCAUGCUUUGGUGAAUGUUAUGGGUUUGGGAAGUGAUGUUUUGGUGGGAAAUGGGUUGGUGGAUAUGUAUAAUAAGUGUGGAGAAAUGUGUAGUGGGCGUAGAGUUUUUGAUAGGAUUGUUUGUAGGGAUGUCGUUUCUUGGACUUCAAUGAUUUGUGGGUAUUGUAAUGUUGGAAAGGUUGAGCAAGCUGUUGUUUUAUUUGAAAGAAUGGAGUUGGAAGGAUUAGAACCGAAUGAGUUCACGUGGAACGCGAUGAUAACGGGGUAUGCUAGGAGAGGUGAUAGCAAUGGAGCAUAUUUGUUCUUCUCUAGAAUGGUUAGAGAAGGUUUGGUUCCUGAUUUGGUCACUUGGAAUGCCAUAAUCUCGGGUUUUGCUCAAAGCCACCGAGCUAAUGAAGCGUUGAAGUUGUUUCGGGAGAUGCUGUUGUCCGGGAUAAAACCUAAUGAUGUGACUGUAACGGGACUGCUUCCUGCUUGUGGGUUGACAAGUUCGAUUCAAAGAGGUAGAGGAAUUCAUGGAUUAAUUUAUAGGAUGGGGCUUGAUUUUAAUGUGUUUAUGGCUAGUGCUCUUAUUGACAUGUACUCAAAAUGUGGCAGUGUGAAAGAUGCUAGGAGAGUAUUUGACAUGAUCCGAGUCAAGAAUGUGGCGUCGUGGAAUGCUAUGAUUGGAUGCUAUGGGAAAAAUUGCAUGGUUGAUUCCUCGAUCGAGCUCUUUGAGCGGAUGCAGGAAGAGGGGAUGCAAUUGAGUGAUAUCACAUUCACUUCUGUUCUUUCUGCAUGCAGUCAUGGUGGCUCAGUUGAGAAAGGUUUGCAGAUUUUUAGGUCCAUGAAAGAGAGAUAUGGAGUUGAGAUUAAUCAAGAGCAUUAUGCUUGUGUUGUUGAUAUGUUGUGUCGUUCAGGGAGGAUGUUAGAGGCUUAUGAAUUGGUGAGAAAUAUGCCAAUAGAAAUCACUGAUUCAAUUGCUGGAGCUUUCUUUAAUGGAUGUCAAAUCCAUGGAAGCAGAGAUUUGGCUACAAUGAUGGCUGAGGAUAUUCUGAAAAUGGACUUGAAUAAGCCAGGAGGUUUAGUCACACUAUCAAAUAUAUAUGCUUCUGAUGGAAAAUGGCAUGAGGUUGAAAAUGUAAGGAAGGUUAUGAAGGGGAAGAAUAUCCACAAGACGCCAGGUUUUAGUUGGGUUCAGAAGCGGGCUGAGUUUGUUGAAGAGGAAAUUAAAAAAGAAAGCAUCAAACUGGAGCUUGGAGAUGACGAGGUCAAAGUGGAAGAAGAUGAAGAAGGAUCUAAAGAUGUAGGAGCUGUUAAAUUUGGGAGCUAAAGUGGUAGCGUUGGUGAUCCUCACUCCUUAAAAGAGCAUUCCAUUUCUGCAGGGUAUUCCCUUUUUAUUUCUUCACUCGAAACAAAUUUUCCCCCAAUAGAAGGAAUUGUGUCAUAAAUAAUGUCUUAGGCUUUUCAAGGGGGCACAGAGUUGCUCUAUUCAACAUCCAAAAUUAUACUUCAUUUUUCAUUUAUAUUUAUGACCAUUGUAUAUUUGAUUUUGAUCUUAUAAAUGGAUUAGUUUUUCCGAAGGGAAUUGGUGGUGUACGAAAUUACAUUAUUGAUAACAUAUUUAUGUACGUAUUUCCUUAAAGAUUAAAAUUGAA
Messenger RNA from Pistacia vera, 2314 nucleotides. RefSeq names its product pentatricopeptide repeat-containing protein At5g59600-like. The transcript is spliced from 2 exons. NCBI's taxonomy places the organism in Eukaryota, Viridiplantae, Streptophyta, Magnoliopsida, Sapindales, Anacardiaceae. The record is from RefSeq and is a predicted model, not a curated record. Gene Ontology annotation, biological process: RNA modification. Gene Ontology annotation, molecular function: RNA binding; protein binding. The coding region runs from base 271 to 1989 and encodes 572 amino acids.